UACUUCGCCUACGGCUCAAACCUCUGGGAACACCAAAUGCGACAGCGCUGUCCAACAUCGAAAGCCAUCGGACUGGCAAAACUCAAAGGAUGCCGCUGGUUCAUCAGUGAGACGGGGUCUGCGAACAUCGAGCAAGACUCAGAAGCGGAGACAUUCGGUUUUCUCUACUCCAUAAAACCCGCGGACGAAGCAGUUCUGGAUAGCAGAGAAGGCGUACCGGAUCGACAUACGAAAGUGGUCGUUGUUGUGUCCUUCUGGCCGGAUGCAACUUCAGAAUUUGCAGAGAGGAAGGCACAGCAGGUAGAGGCUCUGGUAUAUAUCGAUCGGAAGAACCUCCAAACUGGCCAGCCGAAAAAGGAGUACAUCUACCGUAUGAAUCAAGGUAUUCAAGACGCCAUAGCGAAAGGUAUGCCGCAGGAGUAUGUUCAGGAUGUAAUGAGGAAGUACAUUCCAGAG
This is a messenger RNA of Zasmidium cellare ATCC 36951, 456 nucleotides long. RefSeq lists its product as uncharacterized. Lineage: Eukaryota; Fungi; Ascomycota; Dothideomycetes; Mycosphaerellales; Mycosphaerellaceae. The record is from RefSeq and is a predicted model, not a curated record. The annotation marks the transcript as partial. The transcript has a single exon. Gene Ontology annotation, molecular function: gamma-glutamylcyclotransferase activity.